AUGGCUGGCUUCCUUCUUGGCCCUAUUUUUCAGCCACCGUCGGGGCUCUUGAGUUCCCUCAACGUGAGCGCUGUUACUGCGAAUCUGUCUACCUCCUUGAUUCAGGCCAUUCAUCAGGGCCACAGCAUCUAUGGAGACUUCACUGCCAAUUCGUCCGCAAUCUCCAUCACGGCAUUGUCCACCCAGGAUGAUCAGAACUCUCCCUUUUUUGAUUUCCAUUUCUCAUCGUCUUUUUUGAACCAGUCGGCUGGUAGUACUGCAAACGUGACCAAUACCUCCUUGUACAGGAUCGGUAGCAUUUCCAAGCUCUUCACUGUGUAUACACUUUUGGUCAAUUACGGUUGGGAGCAUUGGGAUGACAGCAUUACGAAGUAUCUUCCUGAACUUCAAGGCGCUGCUAUUCUUGAUGAUGAUACUUCGGUUGCGCAUGUUGACUGGAGCAAGAUCACGAUCGGAGAUCUUGCCUCACAGCUAUCUGGUAUCGGCAGGGAUUAUUCUUAUGGAGACUUGGCCAAUAUGGAUGUCUCCUGGUCAGAAACUGGACUACCUUUACUGUCACCAGAAGAUGUUCCCCAAUGUGGUGGCAAUGCUAGCGUGCCACCAUGUGAUCGCGACGAAUACUUUCAGGGUCUACUUCGAAGAGCUCCAGUUUUCGCACCGCAAACGACACCUGUCUAUUCAAACACUGCCUACCGAAUGCUCGCAUACAUCUUGGAAGCAAUCAGUGGUACUCGAUUCGAUGAACUACUACAGUCUUCAGUCCUUCGACCUCUGAAUCUGACAACCACCACUUAUGCGAUUCCUAGGGGCGAAAGCUCGUGGGUAAUUCCAAACGGUGAGAGUGGGUGGUAUCAGGACACAGGUGACGAGACACCUACAGCAGGGAUGUACUCUUCAUCGUCUGAUUUGGCAAAGUUUGGCCGUGAUAUUCUGCUCAACAGGCAGCUUUCUCCGCUCGCCACUAGACGCUGGAUGAAGCCGAGCUCCCAUACCUCAAGUCUUUCUUUAUCCGUGGGAAGCCCCUGGGAGAUCCUGAGGACCAAGAGUCAGAUAUCCCACGGCCGCACUAUUGACCUAUACACUAAGUCUGGGAGUAUCGGUCAGUACAACUCGCUUCUGAUUAUCUCCCCGGACUACGGCGUUGCGCUUUCGAUAAUGGCAGCCGGUCCAAGCAGCGCGGCGGUUAUUGAAGUCGCUUCCGAAAUUGUCCUACAGUCUUUGAUCCCGACUCUGGAAAAUCAAACUCUCUACGAAGCAUGCAAGAGCUUGUGCGGAACUUAUGAGUCGUCCGAUCGGAGCAAAAACUCGAGUCUUACUGUGUCUGUGGACAGGAAUGGUCUCCAAGUGGAGCGAUGGAUCAAUCGCGGUGUCAACUUCCAGGCAGUUAUACAGGCUUAUGCUUCUCAGACCGGCAGCCCGCCCAUUAAAGUGUUCCUGCAGGCGACGAAUCUAGGAUAUUCGCCAAAUAGUCAAGGCAACGAUGUUAGGUCUCGUCGCGUGGCAUACCGAGCGAUUUUUGAGAAAGACACGAGUGAACCGACUGGCCAACACCGGGUUAUGGACCAAAGCUCAGGACUAUGGAGCUCUGUCGAUACUCCAAUGUACGGGGAAAUUGCUUUUGAUGAGUUUAUCAUUCAUUUGGAUCAUUCUGGGAUCGCUUUCGCGAUAGAGCCUCGAGUUAUGAGAGACACGCUGUACAAGGUUGAUGGCGGAGCAGGCAACUCUCCUCGUUUCAUUCAUAUUCAGACGCCAAAAUCCUAG
Messenger RNA from Talaromyces proteolyticus, 1761 nucleotides. RefSeq names its product beta-lactamase/transpeptidase-like protein. The transcript is spliced from 4 exons. The coding region runs from base 1 to 1761 and encodes 586 amino acids. The record is from RefSeq and is a predicted model, not a curated record. Lineage: Eukaryota; Fungi; Ascomycota; Eurotiomycetes; Eurotiales; Trichocomaceae.